Molecule: messenger RNA, 879 nt
Organism: Penicillium antarcticum
Lineage: Eukaryota; Fungi; Ascomycota; Eurotiomycetes; Eurotiales; Aspergillaceae
Product: aromatic alcohol reductase
Exons: 2
Coding region: 1-879 (292 amino acids)
Molecular function (GO): oxidoreductase activity
Source: RefSeq, a predicted model, not a curated record
AUGCCAGCUAAAGUUGCUCUCGUCGGUGGAAGCGGCAAUCUCGGCCCUGCUGUUCUCAACCAACUGCUCGAGGCUGGAUUCGACGUGACAGUUUUGUCUCGUCAAGACAGCGACAAGACCUUUGACACAAGAGCCAAGGUCGCAAAGGUCGACUAUGAGUCCCUCGACUCACUCAAGAACGCCCUCGCUGGCCAGGAUGUCGUCGUCAGCACACUCGGCGUGGGCCCAGUGCCACGAGCCACUCACCUUCGUCUCGUUGACGCUGCUGUCGCCGCUGGAGUGAAGCGUUUCAUCCCCUCCGAGUACGGAUGCGACACAACACACCCCAAUGUUGCCAAGCUUCCCGUCUUUGGCGACAAGGUUGCCGUCCAGGAACAUCUUAAGAAGGCCAAUGAGGAAUCUGGUCUGACUUACUCGUUCCUCAUUACUGGCCCCUUCCUCGACUGGGGUCUCAACGUUGGGUUCUUGAUUAACCUUGCCGGCCCUGUUACAACCCUGUAUGAUGGCGGCGAGCAAGAGUUCAGCACCACCACUCUCGCCGAUGUUGGUCGCGGAGUUGCUGGAAUCAUUAACAACCUCGCGGAGACCGAAAACAAGACUGUCUACAUCAGCUCGGCCGUUGUUUCGCAGAAGCAGCUGUUGGCUCUGUCUGGCAAGAGUCUUGAGACGAAGUCGAUUGCGACAAUUGAUUUGGAAAAGCAGGGAUAUGAAGAGUUAAGCAAGCCGGUUCCUAACCCAGCAAUCUUUGCUCAUCUUUUCCUUUUCCGGGGUAUCUUUGGUGAUGGGUUCGGAAACCGCUUCGAUUCCGAGAAGCUGUCUAACAAGGCAUUUGGUUUGAAGACUUUGUCUGAAGAUGACAUCCGCGGUCUCUUCAACUGA